Bactrocera oleae (olive fruit fly) is the source of this 609-nucleotide messenger RNA. Lineage: Eukaryota; Metazoa; Arthropoda; Insecta; Diptera; Tephritidae. The record is from RefSeq and is a predicted model, not a curated record.
GCAAGUUCAAUGAUAGUAAGUUACAGUCAUCUUGAUAAUACGACAAUUAUGUACAAACGAGCAUAAAAAGAAUGCGCUGUAGAAACUUUCGACGACGACUUAUUCAUAAGACACCGAUAGUUGGCAAGUAGAUCGCUAAAACAACAGACAGCGCACGCUAACAACAGCUGUUAACUUAAGCAAAAGUUUACAUUUAAUUUACAUAAUAAUAAAGUUGAUUUGUUGAAAAUGAACCUUAAAGGCAAAAAUGUGAUAUAUUCGGGUGGAUUUGGUGGCAUUGGCCUAGCUUGCGUAAAAGAGUUUCUAAAAAGUGAUGCAAAGUUGGGAUUAAUCCAUAGCACUCUAACCGCGCUUCCUUAUAUGGAUAAAUCUAGUGGUGGACACGGUGGUACUAUAGAAUUACAGAAACCAUCCUUACAAAGGAUAUUUAUUCAAAUGUUACCUUUAAGUUGCGUCUAUGUCAAACAACAGUCUGCAGAGGUGUGUGCCAAGAAUAUUAUUAAAGUAAUUGAAACUGGUAAGCAUGGUGGUGUCUGUAAGCUCGACUCAGGCAAUAUUGACGAGAUUACAUAUCCAACGCUGUGGGAAUCCGUUUUUGAAACACACUAA